Molecule: messenger RNA, 3892 nt
Organism: Aplysia californica (California sea hare)
Lineage: Eukaryota; Metazoa; Mollusca; Gastropoda; Aplysiida; Aplysiidae
Product: cytochrome P450 4F22
Exons: 14
Coding region: 486-2009 (507 amino acids)
Molecular function (GO): oxidoreductase activity, acting on paired donors, with incorporation or reduction of molecular oxygen; iron ion binding; heme binding
Source: RefSeq, a predicted model, not a curated record
AGGUUCUACUGCGUUCUUCGAAGUGUUGCUUUGUGUGUAAAUUGUCAAUUUGAGAUUACUGAUUUACUAACGGAACAUGUGUAGUUAUCCUGACUGUUUGCUGAGAUUUAUUUAUUAGUAUGUUAGAUUCUAGAUCUAGAUCUAGAUUAUAGGCUUGCACCAGAUUGGAAUAUUGAUUCUUGAUUGUUGUCAGUGUUGAGCCUGAGUUUCGCUUCUCGUGUUACCUCUGCCUCUACACUCUUCGUUUUAGGUCACAGUGAUGGAUUGAAGCGCAGCGGUAGUUCUGUACACAAUAACUCAACUAGUCUACACAGCCUAGAUUCUAUUUGAAUUUGAUAAGGAGUUCUUGCAUGUAUACGUUCUAUGUAAAUAAUAGGUUCUCUUAGACCUCUUGUGGUGGGGGGUCUGGGCACAGCAGUCAUUGAACAGUACACAGCCCCAGUAGACUGCUCAAAUAUCAGCAAGCCUCCUGAUUUAUAUUUACCAUGACGUCCUUGAGCCUGUACGUGGUUGGGGCAUUGGCAAUCGCAGCCUCAUUGGUUGUUGUUGUCAAGUCUAUCUUUUGGCUGGUGGCGUACAGAAAAUAUCUGAACAGGCUCAAAGUCUUUCCCUAUGAUCCUCCAAAUUUCAUUUUUGGAAAUUUAUUUCAAUAUCCAGGUCCAAACGAUAAAGGUCUAGCCUUUCAGAGGGAUAUCACAAGGAGAUAUCCCAGAAUGUUCCUAACCUGGCUGAUGCAGUUUCCGCUGAUCGUCGUGUCUCACCCAGACACGGUCAAGGUCAUCCUCAAGUCCUCGGAGCCUAAAGGGGAGCCAGUGUAUAACCUGAUCCGGCCCUGGAUAGGAGAUGGCCUUCUCACCAGCCGCGGAGCCAAAUGGUCACGAAACCGACGGCUCCUCACUCCUGCAUUUCACUUUGAGAUUUUAAAGAACUACGUGGAAGUGAAGAACAGAUGUGCAGAUGAUUUGGUGCAAAAGUUCCAAACAGCUGCUGAACGGUGUGCAUCCUUACGGGUAUUUUCCGAUGUGACUAUGUUUACACUUGAUGUUAUUCUGCGAUGUGCUAUGUCCUACACGACUAACUGUCAGGAGAUUGGAGAAAAGCACCCGUAUGUUCAAGCUGUCAAUGAUAUCUCAAAACUUCUGGUUGACAGGUUUUUUAUGCCGUGGUUUUACUCUGACUUCUUGUACUUCCUGACCCCAAUGGGACGACGCAUGCUGAAGCAUUGCAGUUUUGUUCACAAAGUAGCUGAGGAAAUAAUUGAAACGAGGAAGCUUAAAUUGGAAAAAGAAAGUCCUGUCGCAGGUGCUAAAGACAACCAGCAUUCGAAGUAUAUGGACUUCCUUGACAUUCUUCUGACUGCCAAAGAUGAAGAAGGGAAAGGCUUGAGUGCGAAGGAGAUCCGAGAUGAAGUGGACACGUUUCUUUUUGAAGGUCACGACACCACAGCUAGCGCCAUCUCCUGGGCCCUCUACUCCAUCGCAGAACAUGCAGCCGUACAGAGAAAGAUACAGGAAGAGCUGGACGAAAGAUUUAAGGGCCGAGACUGCAGUGAUGUCUUGUGGGAGGAUCUAUCUGAGCUACCUUACCUGACCAAAGUGAUCAAGGAGAGCAUGCGUCUGCACACACCAGUGCCGUUGAUCCAGCGAAACCUGACCAAGGACACAGUGGUGGAUAACGAGGUCAUCCCAGAAGGCACCACCGUCAGUGUGGUCGUCUACAACUGUCACCACAACCCCUCGGUGUGGGAAGACUCUAUGAAAUUUGACCCAGAACGGUUCUCACCGGAGAAUGUGCAAGGUCGAGAUUCGUACGCCUUCAUUCCAUUUUCGGCUGGACCACGAAACUGCAUUGGACAGAACUUUGCCAUGGACGAAAUUAAAAUCAUUUUGGCUCGACUUUUGUCCAAAUUUUCGAUCAAACUGGACCCAACUCAUGUAGUGGAGAAGGAUGAGAGCAUUGUUAUGAGGGCGAAGAAUGAUAUCAAGAUUUUCAUCACUGCCAGAGAUUGAUGGAAAUGACAUUCCGCAAUCCAGCAAUAUCUAUGAUGACACUGUUCAAAAUGCGCAUAUUUACUUUCUACAUUUAUCUGUUUACAUGAUAUCUUGCCUUCAAUGUUUAACUGUAAGACAAAAUGAUUUUAACCAAAAUAAGAUUGUAGGAUACCUUGUUGGUUCUGUAAGUAUGUAUUUAAGAUAUCUAAAAGCCAAAAAGAUGUUUAUGCAUUAUACUUUCAUCGUUGUAGAUGUUUACAUGUGAUCAACUGUGAUAUAUGCUUUAAAUACUCUGUGAAUCUUUCCGAGUCAUUUGUGUUUUACAACUGGGUGUGAAGUAAAGUCCAGUGAGAAGUUUUGCCAUCGAAAUGUUGAUUAUACCAUUUUGAAUAUAUAUACAUCAGAAUUGAUAAAAUGUUAAGCCUAUCAUUUACUGAUUUAUAUAUUUUUUGUUAACCUGUGACCUCCCUUGAGAGUGUGCAAAAUAAAAAAGACUUCAUUCAGAUAACAAGCCACAUUUCCUAAGUAAAGCAAGUUUGUCAGCUUUCAUGAAAGAGAAGUUUCUUUUUAAGUGAUAUUUCUUGUAAUGGAAUUUGUUCUCUCCUCAAAUGAUUGGGUUGACGAGCUGGAAAUUCAGUGGCUUCCUUGUGCUUUAGGACUGUUUCUCAGAAUGUUUGUGACUAUAUUAUGGUGAUAUUUCUUGAACAACCAACAUCAUUAUAAUUCAUAUAUAUAGAACCAAAUUGUUUUUAUUGUUUUAAAGACCAAAUUAUGUAUAGUCUUUUAAAAAAAAUUUUAGUAGAGGGUUUUACGGCGCUCGCAACUGCAUACUGUCAUAUGAGCGCCAUAUGUAUAGUCUUUAGUUCAAAAAUUGAAUUAUGCUUGAACUGAAAGAUUUCAGUCCUAUCUGCAAUGUAACUAUUUUUACCAAAGUGCUCUUUUUAGCUGUAUUUGUGAGUCUUUUGAUAGAACAUGAUACCUGAUAGAACCAUCAGUUUCUGAAAGGAAGGAAACUGAUUUGUCAUCAGGUGUUGAUUGCCUGCUUGGUAGUGCACAUGUAGUUGAUGUAGAUGUACUAUGGUAGUGCUGGACUAGAGGCAAGGCGUUGGACUUCCAGUGAAAAUUUAAUGGUUCACUUCUCAUUGUCACGGGCUUUGAAACUGCAUUUUGAACAAAAGGACUUUUCUUCAGUCAGUUUUUCCAGCUAGAUUCUACUCCUAGCUAUUUUGAAUGGUAGAGGAGGAGUAUAUGAAUCGAAUCCGUGUGUUUCUAACAGACUGCAGCACUGUUUUGUGUAUUCAGUGAGAUAAGAGAAGGGGGGGGGGCUAAAAAGUCUGUAAGGAGGGAAAUUUGGCAAUAAUCCCUGUAGCAAUGGGAAUUUAAGAAUACUUGUGAAGCACAAUGGUCAGGUCAUUCAUCUCAGAAGGUAAAAGAAGGUAGGACUGGCCAAAGAAUAGACUCCACAUAUUUUUAAAAGUCUUUCAGUGAACUUUAAUUAAAGUGGGAGGAGCAAAGAAAGUUUCUACCUGAGAUGUCGAGCAUGUGUAAAGGUAAAUGUUUUGUUUUUGUCAUUUAGUUUACACCUUUCUAGAGAGAUUUGUACAUUUAACAAAUUGAUUUUAUUUUUAUUUUUUGCCUACUCAGACACCAAAUAUGUUUGCUAUUGCUUUCUUUCUUAACAGUUUUAAAAUACUCUUGUGUAAGAAUUGCACACUUAAACAAUUGUUACUGCUAUCAGUCGAAUAAGUUGACAAAACUAUCUGAUGCUCAGAGAUAAAUAUUUUCAUUAUAUACAUCUGAAUGGUAUAUUUGAUUCAAAUUGUCUUUUAUACGUCAUGUUACAUACUCAUAUUAUGUGUGUGUCUUUCACGGAGUUUGAAUAAAAUCUGCAACUUUAGAAA